Messenger RNA from Heterobasidion irregulare TC 32-1, 1398 nucleotides. RefSeq lists its product as uncharacterized. NCBI's taxonomy places the organism in Eukaryota, Fungi, Basidiomycota, Agaricomycetes, Russulales, Bondarzewiaceae. Gene Ontology annotation, cellular component: ESCRT III complex; multivesicular body. Bases 1 to 1398 code for a protein of 465 amino acids. The transcript has 5 exons. The record is from RefSeq and is a predicted model, not a curated record. Gene Ontology annotation, biological process: vesicle budding from membrane; late endosome to vacuole transport via multivesicular body sorting pathway.
AUGCCUCCAACAUCGAGCAUCUCGUCGAAACAAUUCCUGUCCUUGCCGAACUUUACUGGAACCUCCCCAUCGCGUCUACAAUCACUCUAUUCUGAUAUCUCAAGGCAGAAGCACUCCAACCCCACUUCGUACCAAUCCAAUGUCUCAUGGUGGCGCGCUACACUCGAAGCCAUCGUUGCUAAAGGAUGGCAGCCUAACUCUUCUGACAAGCUCGUUUUGCAUGUAGACCAAAGUCUACCUGAUUAUUUGCGCUACGAGGGCACGGGCAAGCCGUUGUGCUUAGGCACCGUAAUCGCUGAGUUGAGCAGCUCUCUGCUUGCCAUCCCGCUCUCUCAAUUCCUCGGCGCAACACAGUCGGUUUACGACAAAGGCUGGCUUCCCCUCCGUAUCGCGUCCUAUGUAAUUGGUAAGCCUCUUUGGUGGGCUCUGCAACAAGCCAACAUUGUCGGUACAGACGAGGGCGGGCACGAAAGUGACGCGGAGCGAUGGCGGAAGGUGAAAGGCGAAUAUGUUGUUCUUGCUCUCGUCGAGAGGGCAGCAGAGUCGGUUCUCGAAAGACAGCGACAGAUAGCAGGCUCUCUAGCCGACACCCUGUUCAAUUUUGACUCAUUCCGUGUCGAAUUCUCGGGCAAUGCGUUGGAAGGCGUUACACUCUCAGAUAUGGAUAUCAAAGUCCUCGUUAAGUUCCUGGAGCGAGACAAGAGUGCGGUCGUUGUUGACAAAGAGGUCAUCAAAUUCAUCGAUGCAAGUACCACGGAGCCUCUAGAAAUCACAGCAGUCGACCGUGGCAUCCUCGAACUCAAAACAGUGGUGGCAAAUCUCGAUAAGCAAAUCGAGCGCAUACAGAGGAAGAUGGACGAGUGCACUGAGAAGGCGAUUGUCGCGCUACGCCAGAAGCGUAAGGAGCUUGCGUUGAGUUACAUACGCUCACGCAAGCUGUCGGAAGACCUGCUUAGACAGCGCCUCGGAUCGAUCGAAACGCUUCAAUCAACACUUAUUCGAGUUGAGGCGGCCGCUGGCGAUAUCCAGAUAAUGAAAUCAUACGAGUCAUCGACGACGACCCUCCGCACGCUCCUGGCACACCCAUCACUUCAGCGUGAUACUAUUGAUCAGACGCUUGACGCACUCGCCGCUGCCAACGCUGACGCUAAACAUGUAGACGACGCAAUCCGCAUGGGCGGUGACAUUGCUAUGGCGGAAGCUGGCAUCGAGAUUGAUGACGCUGAGCUUGAGGCUGAGCUGGCGAAGCUCGUAGAGGAAGGAGAGAGGGAGCAGCUGGAGAAGGCGGAUAUGGACAGACUAGCAAGACAGCACAUGCAGAAGGAUGCUGUGCCUGAGCAGGAACCUGUUGUGAGCAAGGAUAGCUACGGAGCGGUUCCUGUGCUCGAGAAUGCGUAG